Molecule: messenger RNA, 750 nt
Organism: Sodiomyces alkalinus F11
Lineage: Eukaryota; Fungi; Ascomycota; Sordariomycetes; Glomerellales; Plectosphaerellaceae
Product: NADH-ubiquinone oxidoreductase 12 kDa subunit
Exons: 2
Coding region: 87-395 (102 amino acids)
Source: RefSeq, a predicted model, not a curated record
CCGACCCGGUUCGCCUCGUCGCAUUGAAAACUAUCUAACCAUCCACUUUGCUCGAGACACCUUCAACAAUUUCCCAUUCAUUCACCAUGCCGACCCCGGAGUCGCCGAUGUUCCUGGCUCAGAAGCCAAAGGUGCCCCCCACCUUCGACGGCGUUGACUACGACGACAACAAGGCGUUCAAGCAGGCACAAGACGCUAUCAUCAGGGAACAAUGGGUUGGCGCCAUGAUGGUUCGUCUUGUGGGCGAGGAGCUGGGCAAGUGCUACUCGCGUGAGGGCGUGAAUCACCUGGAGAACUGCGGUCAUCUGAGAGAAAAAUACCUUCAGCUACUCAAGGAGAAUAAGGUCACCGGCACUUUGUUCCAACAGACGAACUACAUCUCGAAAAAGGAGUAGAAGGACUAGCAGCAACGACGCUUAGGCGGCUACGUGAGCCAAGACGACAGGCGGUCGGCUACAACAUCAUGGGCUCGUUAAGUCGGAAACGAAUCUCCCAUCUUGGAUCAAGGCAUAGAGUCGGCACUGUUCAUCAUCCGGGCCGCUUGUGCCCAACAAUGUAGACAAAUGUGUCUCCCAUUGCUGGGGGCAUGAGCCGGAGAUGAGCCCUGUUCCAAUAUGUACAUAUACCACCAUGAAUCAAUCGAGUUAUGCGCUUAUAAGGCACAAUCAUCUACCAAAUAUAGACUCAGGUGGCCUUGAACAUCGGCCCAAGAUGCAUGAAAACGCGAAUGAUGUGUAACUAGAAGCAGUC